AAGCAGGAAGUGGGAGUGAAGGUGGCUCGAGGGGGUGGCCCGCGAGCUGCUACCACCGCUUCGCCUGGUCGCGGCCGCCAGGGGCGAGAUGGAGGGCCCGGGGCUGGGCUCGCAGCUCCUCUUAGAUCCGUACGGCAUGGAUGUGGAAGAAACUUUAUAGCUACGCUGAUCAGUUCUUUGCCUUUUACAAAUGUUAACACUGAAGCCAAAAAUAACCAGCAUUCACCAACAUUCACCAACAUGAAAUCUGAGACUUUGGCCUUGUUCUCAAGGGGUUUACAUUUCAACAAGUGCAGGAAUCACAGCCAUGGCCCCCACCCUCCAGGAUUUGGUCGACAUGGAGUCUGUGCAUAUGAAAGCAAAGAACUUGCCAAGGCGAGAGAAGCUCUUCCUCUUAUAGAGGACUCUAGUAACUGUGACAUUGUAAAAGCUACUCAGUACGGGAUUUUUGAACGUUGUAAAGAGUUGGUAGAAGCAGGAUAUGAUGUCAGGCAACCAGACAAAGAAAAUGUGUCGCUUCUUCAUUGGGCUGCUAUUAACAACAGGCUGGAUCUUGUAAAGUUUUAUAUUUCAAAAGGUGCUGUAGUAGAUCAGUUGGGUGGAGAUUUAAAUUCGACACCUCUUCACUGGGCCAUCAGACAAGGACAUUUGCCUAUGGUCAUAUUAUUACUCCAGUAUGGAGCCGACCCCACUCUCAUCGAUGGGGAGGGAUUCAGCAGCAUCCACCUAGCAGUAUUAUUUCAACACAUGCCUAUUAUAGCAUAUCUCAUCUCAAAAGGACAGAGUGUGAAUAUGACAGAUUUAAAUGGGCAGACACCUCUCAUGUUAUCAGCUCACAAAGUACUUGGGCCAGAACCAACUGGAUUUCUUUUAAAGUUUAAUCCUUCUCUCAGUGUGGUUGAUAAAAUACACCAAAACACUCCACUCCACUGGGCAGUUGCAGCGGGAAAUGUUAAUGCUGUAGAUAAACUUUUGGAAGCCGGUUCUAGCCUGGACAUCCGAAAUGUUAAGGGCGAAACACCUCUUGAUAUGGCUGUACAAAACAAAAAUAGGCUCAUUAUUCACAUGCUAAAAACAGAAGCCAAAAUGAGAGCUAACAAAAAGUUCAGACUCUGGAGGUGGCUGCAGAAAUGCGAGCUCUUCCUGCUGCUGAUGCUUUCUGUGAUUACCAUGUGGGCUGUUGGAUACAUACUGGACUUCAAUUCAGAUUCUUGGCUUUUAAAAGGAUGUCUUCUAAUAACAUUGUUUUUUCUGACAUCUUUGCUUCCAAGGUUCUUGGUCGGGUAUAAGAGUCUCAUCUACUUACCAACAGUCUUCCUGCUAAGUUCCAUUUUUUGGAUAUUUGUAACGUGGUUCAUCUUAUUCUUUCCUCAUCUAGCAGGCACCCCUUUCUAUUUUGCUUUCAUUCUCAGCCUAAUAGGCUUCCUCUACUUUUUCUACAAGACUUGGGCAACUGAUCCAGGCUUCACUAAAGCUUCUGAAGAAGAAAGGAAAACGAAUAUCAUCACCCUUGCAGAGACUGGCUGUCUGGACUUCAGAACAUUUUGUACCUCAUGCCUUAUAAGGAAGCCGUUAAGGUCACUUCAUUGCCACGUGUGUAACUCCUGUGUCGCUCGAUACGAUCAGCAUUGUCUGUGGACUGGACGGUGCAUAGGUUUUGGCAACCAUCAUUAUUACAUAUUCUUCUUAUUUUUCCUUUCCAUUGUUUGUGAUUGGAUUAUAUAUGAAUCUUUCAUCUAUUGGUCAAAUCAUUGUGCCACGACAUUCAGAGAAGAUGGACUGUGGACCUACCUCAAUCAGAUUGUGGCCUGUUCCCCUUGGGUUUUAUAUAUCUUCAUGCUAGCAACUUUCCACUUCUCGUGGUCAACAUUUUUAUUAUUAAAUCAGCUCUUUCAGAUUGCUUUCCUGGGCCUGACUUCCCACGAGAAAACCAGCCUGUUGAAGCAGAGCAGGCAUAUGAAACAGACAUUGUCCCUCAGGAGGACCCCAUACAAGGCCUCGGCGUCCACUGGACCUUCUGCAUCCACAGGUGUGGAAAGAGACUGGAGACUCUCCUGGAUGUCGUGGGGGCCAGGCCUCCAUUGGCCAAACUCAGUCCCGUGUCCCAGUCAAUGGUAGGUGAGCCUGGAAAAUGUAGUAGAACAGUGCCCAGGAAGCAGAGGGGAAACACAAAGACUGCUAAGCCACAAUAAGGCCCUUUCUUUGUUUUGCUUGGGUUUUUCAUUUCUAAACUUCACUCCACAUAUAAUAAUCUCUUCUUUUAUAGUCUAGCAGAAUGUUGCAUUUAGUCCAGCCUACACUCUCUCCCACUUCACUCACUCAACAAAUGUUUAGUGCGUGCCUACUGUUUGUCGAGCACUGUGAAUACAAGCGUGUCACAUUCUAACAAGGAAGCAGAUGGGAAUUCAAAAUUUCAAGGGAAUGACAGCAGUGCUAUGUCAAGUAUUGGCUGUGGGAACACAGAGGUGGAUUAGUUCUGCUCAGGAAGUUCAGGCAAGAUUUUGCAGAGGAGACGGCAUUUGACCUGUGACUCGAUUAUAGGAGUUUGCCAGGCUAAGAAGUUGGUUAGGUUGUGAAGAUGGAGGGCGUUCCAUCUUCUAGAUGUUCUAGGCAAAAUGAGCAGCAUUAGCAAAACAUGAUGAGGUGGGGUACUUGGCAUAUUUGGCAAGCUUCAAGUCUUGGAGUGUAGCUGGAGCUCCUCUGGAAGAGAUGGCUGAAGCUAAGUUGAAGGGUAAGUCCAAGGCCAACUUGUGAAAGCCCUUGUAUUGACCUCCUGUUAUGGGCCGAACCGUGGCUCUCCUCCUUGCCCCCACAUUUAUAUGUUGAAGUCGUAACCCCCACAACCUCAAUACGUUAAUUGUAUUUGGAGAUGGGGUCUUAACAAAGGUAAUUCAGUUAAAAUGAGGCUUUUCGGGGUCUCUAACCCAACGUGACCGGUGUCCUUAUAAGAGGAAGAAAUUAGGACACAGACAUGCACAGAGAGAGGGCCAUGUGAUGACGGAGAAGGCGGCCACUUACAAGCCAGGAGAGAGGCCUCCGAAACUAACUCUGCUGACCCCUUAAUCUCAGACUACCAGCCACCGGAAGUGUGAAAAUGUAAUUUCCAUUGUUUGAGCCACUGGUCCAUGGUUCUUUGUUACGGAAGCCCUAGCCGACUAAUACAUAUACCAAA
Messenger RNA from Acinonyx jubatus (cheetah), 3172 nucleotides. RefSeq names its product zinc finger DHHC-type palmitoyltransferase 13 (gene ZDHHC13). Gene Ontology annotation, molecular function: palmitoyltransferase activity; protein binding. Gene Ontology annotation, cellular component: Golgi membrane. Gene Ontology annotation, biological process: protein palmitoylation. Bases 241 to 2118 code for a protein of 625 amino acids. The transcript has 18 exons. Lineage: Eukaryota; Metazoa; Chordata; Mammalia; Carnivora; Felidae. The record is from RefSeq and is a predicted model, not a curated record.